This is a messenger RNA of Microthlaspi erraticum, 309 nucleotides long. The record is from the annotation of a GenBank genome assembly. NCBI's taxonomy places the organism in Eukaryota, Viridiplantae, Streptophyta, Magnoliopsida, Brassicales, Brassicaceae.
AUGGUGGAGGUCAACACUGGAGGUUCUCAACCAUUGGAUACUGGCCAGAAUAGCUCAUCACACGUUCCGUUACGUCCACGGCAACAACACACUGAUGCAGAACUUGAUGAUAUGAGGAGAAACAAGAUCUGUUUCAAGUGCAAAGGACCAUUCUAUAAGGGUCAUCCUUGUUCAAAAAGAGAGCUUCAAGUUCUUACUGUCAUUAAUGGGUUUCCAAUGGAGGUAUUAGAUCAAGACUUGGGUGAAUUGCAGGAAGAAAACAAUAAGCUGAUUGGAGAUUUGAUGGAGUUUUCACCUCAUUACGCUUGA